Messenger RNA from Aspergillus neoniger CBS 115656, 1110 nucleotides. RefSeq lists its product as uncharacterized. The transcript has a single exon. The record is from RefSeq and is a predicted model, not a curated record. Bases 44 to 742 code for a protein of 232 amino acids. NCBI's taxonomy places the organism in Eukaryota, Fungi, Ascomycota, Eurotiomycetes, Eurotiales, Aspergillaceae.
CGGGCCGUACUUUACUUCUUGUUUCCACGGCCUCGGAUGGUUUAUGAGCACACUGCCUUGGGGUAUCAUUGUACCUGUCACAAACACCAGAAACACCAGAAACAUCCAAACAUCCCCCUUUUGCCCCGGAGUGUCUGUGCGCGUCUUUCCCCAUCCUGCUUGCUUGUGCUUGCUUGUAUCUCGCCAGGCACGGUAUUUCUCAUGUAACCUCUACUUUACUUACCAUACCUUGUGCUCACUUCUCUUCCUUCCUUUUCGGAUCUUUGUCUUUCUCACCCAUCCAUCCGUUUCUCUCCAUCUCGGCCUUUUUCUCCAGUAUCCAUCCACACACACUCUCUGUCUUGUCAUGCAACACGGUCCGGAUCAUCACCAAGAUAAGCAAGAGUCAUCGUCAUGGAUGGAUCAACUCCGCCUCAGACCCAACGGAUCAUCCUCACCCGGGGCUGUUUCAAUCCAUGGUGAGCUGAGGGGAAACCGAGCAUCAUCAACGCGAAGUUGUGUGGGUGGUACACGCACCCGCCCCUCUUGUCCACCCUCGGGCGGCUCUAAACCCCACGGCCUGUGGUGGCUUAUGUCGACGGCCACCCGCGACAAGCAGUUUGGGGGGUGGGCAGCGUGCCGGCGCAACUCCAGCUCUCGUUUCUUCUUCUGUCUAGCUCCAACCCUCUUGACUGCCACUGCGCGCUUUUUCUUUGCGCCAGGCAGUGCCCAUCCAUGCUUGGGGAGGGAGGGUUACUGCUGACUCUCUCCGUCGCUGAAGUAAUGCUCACCCAUUCCGUCCCUCCCCCCUUCCCUCAUGUGCUGGGGAAAAGGCUGCUGUUGCUCUGCUGCUCGUCCACUACCGAGUUCCUCCUGCCUGCCUUGCCCUGCCCUGCCCUUUAAUUCUCCCUCCUCCCUCCCUCCCUCUCUUUUUCUCUUCUCUCUCCCUCUCUCCCUCAUCCUUCUCCCGUUCCUUCCCCUCUCACUAGCCCGUUCAUUCCCCUUUCGCUUUACUCUUACUGUCCCUGCAUUGCGCCUUCCUGGCCUGGGACUCUCUUGACAUCUGUAUACUUGCGCCAUUGACCUGGCCUACUCCUUUAUUUCUUAAUACACACUCUUAGUCUCUCUCUA